AUGUCGCCUCUGAAUCACACACCGAAGUCGGCGAGUAAGAAAAAAGGCAAGAAGGAGGAAGAGAUGGAUGACGUCAAGACCCUCAUCUAUCAGCGUGGCCAAAUCAAGAGGAAGGUCACAAUGAUCAACCAAACCCUGGAGGAAGCAGAGGACGAUCCGACGAAGAUUACGCCAUCACUGCUGAAGGUCUUUGCGAAGAGGCUGGAGCUGCACUACCAGGAGUACGAAGCAGCUCACCGAGAAGUGCUGGAUGCUACACCGCCGUCCAAAUUCGAGGAGCAGGGUGAAAUGCAGAUGGCCUUCGACAUGCUGCAUAUCGAAGCGACGGAUCGACUCGAGCGGCUCUCCACAAAGCUGACUGCCGGUGGUGCUCCUGCAAUGGCAACCGGCAACCCACAGGUCAUCAUCCAGCAACAACCGUUGCGAGCUCCGAUUCCCAGCUUCGAUGGGAAAGUGGAGAAUUGGCCGAAGUUCCGAGCGAUGUUUGAGGACAUCGUCGUGCGCAGCAAUGAAUCCGACGCCAUGAAGCUGCACCAUCUGGACAAGGCCCUGAUCAGCGAAGCGUCCGGAUGGAUUACUGCAAAGAUGAUCCAGGAGAAUAACUUCCAGCAAACCUGGAAGCAGCUUCAAGACCAAUUCGAAAAUCCUCGUGUGAUCGUUGACACCCAUCUGGCGGGUCUCUUGGAGCUGAAGCCGAUUGCGAAGAGGAACCACAAGGACCUGCUGGAGCUGGUCAAGGCGGUCAACCGGCACAUCGGAGGACUAGAGUACCAAGGCGUUAAGGUCGACGCGAUGUCUGGUCUCUUGCUGACAAAGAUCGUCACGGCCCGACUGGAUGACCAGACACUUCAGCUGUGGGAAAGGACCCAGGAGCACGGUAAGCUGCCUGACUUCAACAAGACCAUGCAAUUCCUGCAGAACGAGUGUCAGGUGUUGGAGCGAUUUCAGAACCGUCAACACCAAGCAUCUUCAACAAAGGAAGGAAGCUUCAGGCCAUCCAACACGAAGUAUACAAGCCAGAAGGUGCACGCUGCAACUCCGACGAGCAAGCCCCAGCGUUGUCUUCUGUGUAACGAGGAUCAUCGCCACUUCGAGUGCCCUAUGUUCAACAAGUGGACAACAACGCAACGUACAGAGAAGGUGAAGGAGUUGAACCUAUGCUUCAACUGCCUAAGUCCAGGACAUCGAUCCGCCAAGUGCCCAUCCAGGAAGACUUGUGCGGAGUGCCAGCGAAGGCACCACACGCUUCUGCAUGAGAUCCCGAGGCCAUCGCCAGAGAAGCUUGCUCAACCGGUACAGCAGGCAAGCACAGCUCCGGUGAACCAACCGGCGUCGCCAUCGCAGUUACCUUCUCGAUCGUCGUCAAACACGGCUGUUCCGAACAACCAACCGUUGGAACAGAAGACGGUGAUGCUCAUGACAGCUCUGGUGAAUUUGCGAGACCUCUGCAACAGGAAGGUACCCUGUCGUGUGCUUCUGGAUUCUGGAUCGCAGAUGAGCUUCAUUUCACGGAGUAUGGCAGAUCGUCUGGCGGUACACCGGGCUCCAACGCUUGUACCAAUUACGGGAGUAGGUGCAGCCAGGACUUGCGCUCAUGAGAAGUUGACAGUGGCAGUCGAAUCCAGGUACACUGACUUCUCAACGAUGGUCGAAUGCUUGGUGAUUCCCAAGGUGACGGGAGUCAUCCCCACGACCCAGCUGGAUAUCUCGAAGUGGCCGAUUCCGACAUCCGUGUUUCUGGCUGAUCCCGAGUUCAAUACGCCUGGCCAAAUCGAUAUGCUGCUUGGCGUAUCCCAUUUCCUCCGACUGCUCAAAUUGGGAAGAAUCCAGCUGCGAGAGGACUUGCCCGACCUCCAGGAGACGCAAUUUGGAUGGGUGGUCGCUGGUGACGUCGAGGAAGAACAGAACGAUCAGCAGUGCUACGUAUCCACAGCCAGCACACUCUCCGAGACCAUGAAAAGGUUUUGGGAAGUCGAAGAAGUCAACGAUGCUGAUCAACCUACGGACCAGGAGGAAUGCGAAAAGAAGUUUCUGGAUACCCACUAUCGAGACGUGGACGGCAGAUAUGUUGUGUCGCUGCCUUUCCGAGAAUAUCCUCCCCAGCUGAAGGACAACCGAGAGUUAGCCCUGCGUCGCUUCUUUUCCCUCGAAAGGCGGAUGAAGAAGGAUCCUGCUCUCAAACUCCAGUACAGCAAGUUCAUCGACGACUACGAAGCCCUGGGACACUGCCGAGAGAUCAUCGAGGAUUGCGAUGCACCGAGUCAACCCAGGUACUACAUGCCCCAUCAUGCGGUACUUCGUCCAUCGAGCUCCAGUACAAAGCUUCGUGUGGUGUUCGAUGCAUCAGCCAAGGCUUCGCCAUCUGACGUUGCUCUCAAUCAAGCUCUUCUGGUGGGAGCAACAGUGCUGAACGACAUCUUCGUGAUCCUCGUUCGCUUCCGGAAGCACUUCGUUGUGUUCACGGCUGAUAUUUCGAAGAUGUAUCGGCAGAUCAAGGUAGUGCCAGCCCAUUCGUGCUUCCAAAGGAUUUUCUGGCGAGAUGAUCCUGCGCAACAACUUCGGGUUCUGGAGUUGACAACGGUGACGUAUGGAACAGCGUGCGCUCCAUUCCUCGCGACAAGGUGUUUGUUGCAGCUGAGUAUCGACGAGGCCGACUCCUUCCCCAUCGCUGCGAACAUCAUCCGAGAAGAUUGCUACGUCGACGACAUCUUAUCCGGAGCUGAUACAGUAGCUGAAGCCAUCGAAUGCCAGACCCAGCUUAUUGGAAUGCUGAAAUCCGCUGGGUUCCCUGUCCAUAAGUGGAGCUCCAACUCUCCGAAGCUACUUGAAUGCAUCCCUGAAUCAGAUCGUGAGGAGUUGGUGAAUCUGACUGACGGCUGCGAAGGAGUCAUGAAAACUCUAGGUUUGACCUGGAGUCCGCAGCGGGAUGAGUUUGCAUUCGUCGCUAACCAUCUUGCUAACGAAUCCAAACCACCGACCAAGCGAUCUGUCCUUUCCGAAAUCAGCAAGCUGUUUGAUCCGAUUGGUCUUCUGUCCCCGGUAAUCAUUAUCGCCAAACUCAUCAUGCAGAGGAUUUGGCUAGCAGGAGUUCCGUGGGAUGCGAAACUGGAAGGCGACUUGUUACAAGAAUGGUUGCAAUUUCGAACUUCUCUUCAGCAAGUAAGUAGCAUCAGAAUUCCUCGGUGUGUCGUAACACCGAACUACAUCGCUGUUGAGGUGCAUGGCUUCUCGGAUGCAUCGAAACUGGCAUAUGGAGCAGCGGUGUAUCUGCGCAGUAUUUUCCCUGACGGAUCCGCAAGUCUAAGCUUGCUGUGCAGCAAAUCGAAGGUGGCUCCUACAAAGCAAGUCACCAUUCCCCGUAUGGAGCUGCUGGGAGCGUUUCUCCUGGCUCGACUGGUUUCCAAGGUCCUCGGAUCGCUCGACUUGAAGGUGGACAAUACCAUUCUCUGGACGGACAGCCAGAUAGUCCUUGCUUGGCUGAAGAAACCACUGACAUCCCUUCAAGUGUUCGUCCGGAAUCGUAUCGGGAAAAUACAUGAGCUCGCCGGCCUGCUGAGUGCGCAAUGGAAGUACAUCUCAACGAAAGAAAAUCCGGCAGACAUCGUGUCACGAGGACAACUACCAGAAGCAUUGCGUACCAACGAUCUGUGGUGGACGGGACCCAAGUUUCUGCAGAGUGUAGAGUACGAGGCGGAGAUCCCAGCAGAUCUGCCUGACGAUGUCAUCCCGGAGAUUAGAGCAACGCCGAUCAUCGCAGCGUUGGCCAUCAACCAAGAUGAGCUGCCUGUGUUUUCGAAGUACAGCUCAUUUCGGAAACUACAGCGUGUGACUGCUCUAGUUCAGCGAUUUAUUCGGAACUGCCGAAUAAAGAACGCCUCACAGCGCGUUACCAGUCAUCGUCCAACGAUUCCAGAGUUACGAGAGUCUCUGGAACUCAUCGUGAAGGUUAUCCAGCAUGAGACGCUAGCGGAUGAAAUUCAUCGCAUGGAGCCGUGCAAGCGGAUCUACGCGCUGCAUCCCAUCUACUGCAACGGAGUUCUGCGAGUCGGAGGGAGACUUCAGCAUUCGAACCUUCCUUUUGCCAGCAAGCAUCAGUUCGUGUUACCAAAGCAUCCGAUCACCGACCUCAUCAUCAAGGCCUACCACGAGGAGCUAAUGCACAUCGGUCCCUCUGGUCUACUGGCGGCCCUUCGUUUGAAGUUUUGGCUGCUAGACGGACGAUCAUCCGUACGGAAGAUUACGAGAUCCUGCGUCCACUGUUUUCGUUCCAGACCAAAGGGUUCCAGCCAACUAAUGGGAAGCCUGCCGUCCUGCCGAGUGACCCAAGCACAUCCAUUCGAAAGGACUGGCGUAGACUACGCAGGUCCGGUACUGGUCAAGGAGGGCCGGUACAAACCACGACUUGUGAAGGCCUACAUUGCCGUAUUUGUUUGCAUGGCAACAAAGGCGGUUCAUCUGGAGUUGGUCUCCGACAUGACCAGCGAGGCCUUCUUAGCAGCAUUCCACCGGUUUACCAGUCGGCGUGGCUUGAGCAAGGAAGUAUAUUCCGAUAAUGGGAGUAACUUCAAGGGUGCCAAAUCGGAACUGCGCGAGCUGUAUCAACUCUUCCGAAACCGCGAAGCUGUUAACCACAUCGAGGAGUAUUGUCAACCGAAGGAAAUCGCCUGGCAUUUCAUCCCUCCCGAAGCACCGAAUUUCGGCGGCCUUUGGGAGGCUGCGGUGAAAAGUGCCAAGUACCAUCUGAAGCGAACUUUGAGAGAUGCCAAGCUGACUUUUGAGGAAUACGCUACGGUAUUAACGCAGGUGGAGGCGAUCCUCAAUUCUCGACCUCUUUUCUCCAUCUCUGCCGACCCGUCUGAUCCAGAAGUGAUAACGCCUGGUCACUUUCUCGUUGGACGUCCUCUCAUCGCCACCCCAGAGCCUACCUACGACGAUGUGCCAUUGAAUCGAUUCUCCCGAUGGCAAUACCUGCAGCAUCUUCGAGAGCAAUUUUGGAGACAGUGGAGGAAGGAUUAUCUACUGAGUCUGCAACCUCGAACGAAGAACCAACGAACGAGUCCGAAUAUUCGUCCUGGAAUGAUCGUUUUGGUUGAGGAGAAAGAUCUGCCAUCUCAAAGCUGGAGACUUGGUAGAAUAACCAACGUGUACCCUGGAUCGGACAAUCUUGUGCGAUCUGUCGACGUGAGGAUUGGCGGAACAACAUACCGACGAGCCAUUUCCAAACUCUCCAUUCUGCCGAUCGAAGACAACUGCAAUCCACAUUGCAGUGCUUCAGAUGACUUCCAGCCCGGGGGUGCAUGUUCGCUACCGACAAGUCUGCCCCGUUUCCGAAAUGACUGUGUAAAUAUUGCGUGCCUGAUGCUAACCUCCACCGCGGCCGCAUUGACCGACUCCAAUGAAGCCGAGAAGGAUGGUCCUUCGUUCUGA
Messenger RNA from Aedes albopictus (Asian tiger mosquito), 5427 nucleotides. RefSeq lists its product as uncharacterized. The record is from RefSeq and is a predicted model, not a curated record. The transcript has 2 exons. Gene Ontology annotation, biological process: proteolysis; DNA integration. Gene Ontology annotation, molecular function: aspartic-type endopeptidase activity; nucleic acid binding; zinc ion binding. Bases 1 to 5427 code for a protein of 1808 amino acids. NCBI's taxonomy places the organism in Eukaryota, Metazoa, Arthropoda, Insecta, Diptera, Culicidae.